AUGUUGAUCUGGGACAUUGCUGUCUGGUUAGUGCUGUUCGCCCUGCUGCUUGGACUAUACUUCACUGUUACUUCAGCAACUUGGGAGGCAGACGGGGAAGACAGCGUCCCGAAGCUGAUCUGCAAACCUUCAGCUCUGUCCAGCUACCUGACGCGGAACUGUAAGAGCUUCUGGCUGUGCCCCCGGGCGGGCUGGCCUCACUUACAGACCCUGUACAGCAGCUUGUGGCCGGGACCCGGGAGCCUGCACUUGGUUCGGGAGCACCUUCAGAUGUCGGACGGGGGUGUGAUUGGUCUGGACUGGGCUGUCAGCGGGGAGGAGGAGGUGGUGGGAGAAGGGGAGCGGAGGUACCGAGACUCCCCGCCGCCCAUCCUGCUGCUCAUCCCCAACAGCCUGGGCGCGGUGAGCGGCCACUGCCGCCGCCUGCUGCAGCUCGCCCUCCGCCGCGGAUACCGGCCUCUCCUCUUCAACCGGCGGCUCCACAACAGCGUCCCGCUCACCAGCCGCCGCCUGCUGCCCUUUGGAGACCCCUCGGACCUGCGGGAGGCCGUCAGCUACAUCCGCUACAAGCACCCGCUCGCCCCGCUGUUCGCCGCCAGCGAGAGCAGCGGCUCGGCCUUACUGCUGUCCUACCUGGGCGAGUGUGGUUCUUCCAGCUACAUGACAGCGGCCGCCUGUAUCUCUCCUAUCCUCCGGUGUCAGCAUUGGCUGGAGGAUGGGCUGCAUGGCCUCUACCACUGGUUCAUGCUGUGCUACCAGAAAACCAGCCUGAGCAGAUAUGCCACUGUUCUUGGAGAAAUAAUAGAUACAGAGAAGUUAUUCAGGAGCUGCACUUUGAGGGAGUUGGAGGAAACAUUGUUUUGUCAGUCAAAGAUCAAUAAUUUGAGCUGGGCUUCCUAUUGGGAGAAGAAUGAUCCACUAAGGGACGUGGAUGAGGUUGCAGUUCCUCUUCUCUGCAUCUGCAGCAAAGAUGACCCAUGCAGAGGCAAUCCGGAGGUUACAUUGCCUUUUGAAUUAUUUGAAACCAACCCCUAUUUCUUCCUUCUGUUAACCAAUCAUGGAGGACAUUGUGGCUUUUUAACUAGCAGCUGUUCCUCAUGGAGCCAUGAAGCUGUACUGGAAUACUUCAAAUCAGUCAGUGAUUUUUUUAGGGCUGAAGAAAGGACAAAAAGUGUUUACAGAAGAAAAAUGUCAAUGACAUCCCACAAAAGGAGGGGAGCUGCUACUCACAAUAAAGAAUCUGUUUGCUUUCAUAAUAUUCAUGAAAUUUUUAACUGGCAACGAUCAUAUACAAGAUGAAAAACAAACAUUUUGUCUUUGGUAUCAAUCCUUAAAUAUAAAGCAGA
Molecule: messenger RNA, 1346 nt
Organism: Rhincodon typus (whale shark)
Lineage: Eukaryota; Metazoa; Chordata; Chondrichthyes; Orectolobiformes; Rhincodontidae
Product: protein ABHD15-like
Exons: 2
Coding region: 1-1299 (432 amino acids)
Molecular function (GO): short-chain carboxylesterase activity; monoacylglycerol lipase activity
Source: RefSeq, a predicted model, not a curated record